AUGGUAGGUGUAGAGCUUUACAUCUAUGAUUUGUCGAAUGGCCUGGCAAAGCAAGUUUCUCUAGGACUGAUCGGAAAACAAAUUGAAGCAAUUUAUCACACUUCUAUCGUCAUGGAUAAUAUUGAAUACGUUUAUGAUGGUGGCAUAAAAGCAGUUUCCGCUGGCAAAACCCAUCUCGGUCCGCCUAUGAGGAUGGAAUUUCUGGGAAACACAGAAUUGCCGGAGGAUGUAAUAACAGAAUUUUUGGAGGCACUAAGAGAGACUUACACAAAAGACACCUAUGAUGUUUGGACCCACAACUGUAAUAACUUCUCCAAUGACUUCGCAAAACUCUUGCUGGGUAAAGGUAUACCUAGCUACAUCUCGAACCUCCCACAGGCCGUUCUUGGCACACCUUUUGGGAAGUUGAUGAAACCACAUAUUGACCAGAUAGUAAGACAGGCACAGGCUGACAAGGGCGGUCUAGUCGGCAUCAACAAUUCAUCAAAGCAGGUAGACCCAGAUGAAGCUAUGUCGAAUGUUAAAAACGUCAGCUCCUCGAUUGAAUUUGAUACUUAUCUUCAGGACGCGGCCAAAUCUUGCUGCAUAGUUUUCUUCACCUCACCGUCUUGCAGUCCUUGCAGGGGACUCUAUCCAAUCUACCACGAACUUGCAGCUAGGUCUGGGGGAAAAGCUGCAUGUAUCCUAGUUGACAUUACCAGGAACCGUGAAAUUGGAAUGAAAUAUUCUAUUACUGCAACUCCCACAUUCAUUACAUUUUUGAAAGGCGAGCAAGAAAAUAGAUGGACAGGCUCAGUUCCAGCAACCUUGAGGGGAAACUUUGAUUUGCUACUACGAAUAGCCUGGCCUUCCCACCCUCAUGAGGCUCUUUCUUUACCUAUUUUGUCCUCUGCUAAUAACCAACCCGUCUCAUUUGCAAGAUUACCGCCAUUAGAAAAGCUCAAGGUCAAGUUGGGCUCAUUCGUACAGGAAGCGGGCGUACAGGAUAUUCUACGGUUUAUUUCAACCCGAUCUGAGAGCCACACCCAAGAGAUUUCACUUCCUGACCUUGAUUCAUUCAACAAGUCUCUCGAGAAUUCACUUUCUAACCUAGCCCCUCCAGAUUUAUUUGCAGUUGCCGAUCUUCUUCGCGUUUGUACAGUUGAUCAAAAGUUGUACAGUUAUUACACCGAUGAAAAAGGCCAAAAAACUCUUGCAAGCCUUUUUUCUCACGUCAAUUCACUCGAAAACUGUCCAUAUUCUCUUCGUCUGAUCACUACACAACUAGCAUGUAAUAUUUUCACCAACUACUCUUACAGUCUCAGCUUUUCCAGUUUUCCAUCCAUGAUCAGGUCAAUAGUUCAACUGGUAACGACUGGUUUACUUGAUGAACAGAAUACAAACGUACGAGUAGCAGCAGCAGGACUCGCAUUCAAUAUUUCGAGGAUAGCAAGGACCACUCGCUCAGAAGAGAAACAUGCUGUCCCUUCUGAAGCUCAACAAGUCGAAUUGGUAGCCUCACUACUUGAAGCUAUCUCCUUGGAAGAAACCUCUCCCGAAGCAUUCAAAGGUUAUCUACUAGCUUUGUCUAACUUCUCGUUUUGUAUACCUCCUGAUUGCGAAUUGGUAGAAUUGUUGAACGUCAUGGAAGCUCAAAAUAUAGUACUUUCAAAGCUUCAACAAUUCCAAGAACCGCUUGUGGAUGAAGUUAGGGAAAUAUUACUGGGCAUAAAGCUAAAUUAG
Blumeria graminis f. sp. triticale is the source of this 1722-nucleotide messenger RNA. The record is from the annotation of a GenBank genome assembly. NCBI's taxonomy places the organism in Eukaryota, Fungi, Ascomycota, Leotiomycetes, Helotiales, Erysiphaceae.